GCGGCGCCCGGCAGCGCGAGUGCUUCCGCUCGGCAGCGCGCUCUCCCGCCGGGUCCGCCCGCGUCGCUGCCGCCUUUUCCGCCGCCUCCUGCACCGGGUCCCGCUCGGUCUCCGUUCUCCGUCGCCCUCCCUCCCCGACCUGAGCCAUGCUACCGCGGGGCUGCGGGACCUCGAAGCCGUGGGGGCGGCUGGCGCUGCUGCUGCUGCUGGCGCUGGCCUGCGCCACGCGGGCCUCCGAGAUCACCUUCGAGCUGCCCGACAACGCCAAGCAGUGCUUCUACGAGGAGAUCGCCCAGGGCACGAAGUGCACGCUGGAGUUCCAGGUGAUCACUGGAGGCCAUUACGAUGUUGACUGUCGAUUGGAAGAUCCUGAUGGCAUUGUAUUGUACAAAGAGAUGAAGAAACAAUAUGAUAGCUUCACAUUUACUGCAUCCAGGAACGGAACAUACAAAUUCUGCUUCAGCAACGAGUUCUCUACUUUCACGCACAAAACUGUGUACUUUGAUUUCCAGGUUGGAGAAGAUCCACCGCUGUUCCCUAGUGAGAACAGAGUAACUGCACUUACCCAGAUGGAGUCUGCCUGUGUUUCAAUUCACGAAGCUUUGAAGUCGGUCAUCGAUUAUCAGACUCACUUUCGACUGAGAGAAGCGCAAGGCCGCAGCAGAGCCGAGGAUUUAAACACAAGAGUGGCAUAUUGGUCGAUAGGGGAAGCAAUCAUUCUUCUUGUUGUUAGUAUCGGGCAGGUAUUUCUCCUCAAGAGCUUCUUCUCAGAUAAAAGAACCACAACAACCCGUGUUGGAUCAUAACUGGUAGUCAUAAUGCUUCAGGUCAUUAUGCACUAUUAAUCUGUAAAGUUAUUGUUCUCCAAUUAAUUCUAGGUACAAAGGAUCUAAAUAUGUGCAGCAUUCAAGCGUGUCUACCCAUCAUCUAUUAGAAUUGCAAAACAGACACAAAAAGUUACAGAAGGGACACACGAUAACAUUAAAAAAAAAACCACACUUCUGCUUUCUGAUUCCUCUAUUAAACAUCUUGCAUUGACCAGCCUAUCUGUCUUUUACUUAUUUUAAUCCAAACAGGUUGUUUUCUUUUUGUGUUUUGUUUUUUUUUUUUACCAGGGAAAUUAUUUAUCUGCAGUAUAAAACUUUAUAAGAACCAAGCAAUCAAAUGUCUGGUGUGCAGAAGCAAUGCAUAUAAAAAGUGUGGCUUGAUUAUAAUUUCCAGGCUGAAUGGAUUGCAUUAUAAACAAGUAAAUGUGAUGAACUGUAAUAUGCUGUUUUGAUUUGCUGUUUUAAAAAAAAAAUGAAUACAUCCCUUGCUUAUUUGUAAAUCUCUUGCAAGCGUGACACUACAUCAGGGCUCGUUCUCAGUCAGCCCAGUAAAUCACUUUCAAAACAUGUUAAAUUUUAUAGUUGAGUGCAUUUGCUUAAGCAUGUAUUCUUCUAUAGUAAGGUAUAAUGUUUUUCCUCUUUUAUGAUGUUUGUUUUACUGAACAGAUUUUAAACUGAGACUACUCAGGAAAUAGAUUUUCUGUCUUUAAAAAUCCAAAUCUCCAAAUUUAUUUUUAAAACUUGCAAUAAAAUAGAGAGUUGUAACUUUGUCUCUGAAGCUGUGCAGUGUCUGGGCACACGUUGCUGCUGCUUUUUGGAUUUAAGACCAGAGGUAGCUUGGUUUGUUAGGCAGCACAGCACCAGCACUGGCCUAAGCUAUACUACACAUGAGGCACAUACAAAGGUUUUUACCAAGUUGUUUUCCAGUUAAGAGGCCGAUUUGAUAUUGAUACUGCAUUGCACGUGUGCUGUAAAUUUUAUUUCCUUGUGUGUGGUGCACUGAUACAGUAUGGCCUUGUGCAUCUGAUUGCCACUCUUUUUUUGCUAGUGGUCAGAAAAUGUUUUAAUUAUUUUAGGUUAUCUUUUCGUAGAGUUAAUAGCCACAUUGUUUCCACUGCUUGUGUAUUUAGUAGCUUAUGUACUGUAAAGUCUUGCUUUAUUUGGAUGUGGAAGGAAGUGUAUGAACAUACAUACAGCUUAAACUGAACUGGUCAAAUCCUUCAGGUGCCUCUGGAGGAAUAAGUAGGCUGCAGCUUGUAAAUGCACACAAACUAAACUAAGGUGGGAAAAAAAGGUCAUGUGUUACUGACUAAUUCAAAAGAUGCUUCUUAAACUAAUUUUCAGCAACCAGAGAAAGAAUGCUACAUCCUCAUUCAUAGCCUGUGUUAUCUCUAGCAAAAAGUUGAAAGUGACCCUGAAGCAUUCUGAAGAAUCUACCUAAGAUAACUUCAUUUAAAACGGUGUGAUGAAAAAUAAAAAUAAAAAGUGUACUCAUCCCUCUUUUGGAAAAAAACUUCUUCAGAAACCAAAAAAACCUGAAGAAAAUGAACCCCAAAAUAAGUUAAAAGGUCAUGGAGGUACUAAAAAGCUUAAGAUAUGUAAAAUUCAGGAUUACGUGUAAUGUCUCAUAUUGAACUUCAAAUACCACAUUCUCAUUUUGGUAUGCAGGCUUCCAAGAAAUAGUUAAAUUCACAAAAAUCAGAAAAGAAGAAAGCAAGCUAGUCCUUUCUUUUGAGACAGGUGUGUGCCUAUGCACUAUGUUCUUAAUCAUACCUACGUGUGUACUUCUGCAGCUGAUACUCAGUAGUUUUUGGCUGCUUUGCACACAACAGUGAAGCAAGUUCUACACUUUGGGUGCAACUAUGAAAACAUGAUUUAAUUACAAAAUUGUCUUCUACAAUCUUCUGAAUUUUGAAUAUCACUUCUGUAGCUUUAAUCAAAACGAAGACAUUUGUUUUAAAGAUUGAAACUUUUUUUCCCGCUGUGUUCUGUGUGCUAUUAAAAUUGGUAAACAGUGGGGUAAAGCAGAUGCUGGUUGUCCAUCAUAUACGUGUCUAUUCUUUCAUAAUGUUUGAAUGUGUAAGGUGGGACUGUUGCUCUCAACAUUAUGCCCACUGCAGAGGUUUAGUGGACUUGACUUUUUCAUUAAAAUUAGUUAUCUGAACCAGUCCUCUGAUAUCUUGCUACAGAAUAUGCAGCAAUAGCUUAAAAUGCCUUUAUUUUGUCUUAUUAAAAACAUGGCACAGACACCCAUUUAAACAUAGAUGUACAUAGUUUUUUAAAUGUGAUGGAAUAGGAUAUAAUAAAACAUGCUAAUAUGCAGAGAAUGAAGAAAUGCUUUGUGACUUUUUGUUUAAGCUGCAUCUUUUCAUAUAUGAAAAGAUUAGCUUGAUUAAUGGUGUCAUACGCAAGUAAAUUGCCAUGCAUUAAUGGGGAUACAACUGUGUUUUUAACUGCUAAAGACCCUAGUUUUCAGCUGUUCCUUCAGUGUUUUGUGUUUACGCAACUUCUUUUCGUGUUGUGAACUGUCAGUUUUUGAUUUAGUUUGGAAAAAAAAAAAAAAAGUUUGAGUAAGACAAGAAACAGACUCUGUGAAUACUGUAUGGGAAAAUAAAAAAUUAAUAUAUGA
This is a messenger RNA of Numida meleagris (helmeted guineafowl), 3456 nucleotides long. RefSeq names its product transmembrane p24 trafficking protein 7 (gene TMED7). Gene Ontology annotation, biological process: endoplasmic reticulum to Golgi vesicle-mediated transport; Golgi organization; intracellular protein transport. Bases 147 to 806 code for a protein of 219 amino acids. The record is from RefSeq and is a predicted model, not a curated record. Lineage: Eukaryota; Metazoa; Chordata; Aves; Galliformes; Numididae. The transcript has 3 exons. Gene Ontology annotation, cellular component: Golgi apparatus; endoplasmic reticulum-Golgi intermediate compartment; endoplasmic reticulum.